Durusdinium trenchii is the source of this 2589-nucleotide messenger RNA. The record is from the annotation of a GenBank genome assembly. Lineage: Eukaryota; Dinophyceae; Suessiales; Symbiodiniaceae.
AUGCCUGCGAACAUGAGUUGGUGGCGGCGCCGACAACGGCGCACGGCGACGGGCACGGCACCGCUGACCUCUUCGAAAGAGACGCGAGUGACGAAGCCAGAUCCAGCCACUGUGGGCGCUAGUUCUCCCAGCAAGGCACCAAAGACGAUCUCCGCGCAGAACGAGGAGGGCGAAGCGAUGUCUGAGGCCUUUCGCAAGACGAUCCCCACGUACUGGGGACACAGCUCGGAGAGCACCGACUUCAACGCCAUGUUAUAUGUCACUGAGGAGAAACACAAGAUCUUCGAGCAACUGCUUGGGGAGACCUACAAAGCGCGGACCACACAAGACAGGCCAUGCCCCAAUGGCACCUGCGUCAAGACCCCUGGUGGAUGUGCCUGCGUUCAACCGGAGGGCGACCCAGGUUUGCCAGCCAGCUAUGUGAUCCGCCGGGUCAUUCGGGUGGAAGAUUCCAGGAUGUGGCGUCGCUACACUGCCAAGCGUGACAAGCUGCGUGAGCGGCAUGCAGAGGCCAUUCCGGAGCCCCCAGUGGAGACUGCAGGACUGGUGGGCGAACAUCCCGGCGUCUUCACGCCGGUCGAUGCACAAGCAAACGAGUUCUAUCUGUGGCAUGGAACUCAUAUCAGAGCUGCGCUGUCCAUUGCGCACGAGGACUUCCGGAUCGAUUUGGCAGGAUCGAACGCUGGCACCAUGUACGGCAAAGGCUGCUAUUUAGCAGAGAAUUGCACCAAAGCUGAUGAGUACGCCAGGGAUGAGCCUCAUGGCUAUUAUGAAGGCGUUUUCGCACUGCUUCUUUGCCGUGUGUGCAUGGGGAAGUACUUGUACACGACCGAGCGGUACGAGGAAGCAGGUCGCAAGGUCCAAUCGGGUGAGUUCGACAGCACGGUGGGCGACAGGACCAAGAAGGCCAACACCUUCAGAGAGUUCGUGGUUUACAACCCCGACCAGGUCUAUCCGGAGUACGUCAUCCUGUACUCCCGCCAGCCUCGGGCGGAGGCUUUGGAGAGCUUCUGCUUUCGCUUGUCAAAGCUCCAUGCAGAGCUCCCGGUCUACUGGCAGCACUGUCAUGUGAAUCCCACCAUCGACCGCUUCGAGGCGCAGUACCUCGUCCGUGCGACCUCGCGGCGUUUGCUGGAAGACCUGGCGAAUGCUUGCCACUGUGCUGGGAAGAAGGUCCUCGCCGCUCGGCGGAUCGAAGUGUCCAACAUGUGGAACCGCUACGUGCGCUUCAAGCUGAGGCUGAAGGAGGAGCUGGCGGCCUCCGGGUUGCCAGCCUUUGCCUCUGCACAGCUCUUGGAAGGGAAGAUGGACCGGGGAGAGAUCCUGACCUACACCUACCUGAAAAACCUUUAUGGACAAGGUGUGCAGACCACAAUCUCCGUGGACGGUCUGGAGGAUGUCAUUCAGGAGCACCUACUCUGGCAUGGGACCUCCAGAGAAUCGGCGGAGGCGAUUGUCAGAGCAGACUUUAGAAUUCCUCAGGAUGCCAAACACGGCUUUCGCUUUGGAAGCGGCUUGUACUUUGCAGAGGAUCUGAGCAAAAGUCUGAGCUAUGCACCACUGGAGCUUGGCUCUGAUGGCCGACGAUCCUCUCAGUUUGUGCUUCUUUGUCGUGUGCUGUGCGGACAGAUGCACUACACGGAGCAAAUGACCGAUAGCAAUGCCACUGCGCAAGCCAAGCAGGUGGGAAAGCACGCGGUGCUGGCGAACCCCUCGUCCAAAGGACCACGGGAGUUCAUUGUGCUAAGUGAAAUGCAGGCCACCGAGCCCACCUUCAUGAAGACCAUCGGGAUGAUCACCGGGAUUAGCUAUGUCUCCGGCAUCGACUACUACCGAGGCAUCAACGAGCGCGUCGCUCGGCUACUACCUGGCAAGAUCAUGCCUCACAACUCAGAGAUGGUCAUUGUUUCGGUGGACUGUGAUGAAUAUGUCAGGCUCUUGAAGGAAGAAGACACGGAGGGCGUUCAGGAGUAUCUUCUGCGUGCUGCAUGGAAGCUAGAUCGGGUGAUGGUGGACUUUAUCAUUAUCGCCUCCAACACCGCUCAUAUUUGCUAUAGCCCCAUGCGUGCGCGGUUUCCGGACCGCCCGGUGCUGCACAUCGCAGACUGCGUGGCGAAGGUGAAGCCAAGCAUGGACGCUGACUCAGAGGCGCGCGCGUGCGCCGCCAAGAAGAACACAUCGGCGUUGCCUCCUGGGAAGCGCGUGGGUUUGCUGGGCACGGAGCCCACCAUGCGCGACGGCUCCUGGUUGAAGGAGCGCUUAGCACUUCAUGGGGUCCAGGUCCUUGUGCCGCAGAAGGAUGAGGAUCGGCAGCGCUGCUAUCAGAUCAUUUGUGAUGAGCUGAGCUUCGAGAUCUUCAAGGAGGAGUCCCGCAGUUUCUUCGCCGACCUCGCAAGACAGCUUUACAGCGAAGGUGCAGAUGGCGGUGUGAUCCUGGGAUGUACUGAGAUCGAGCUCCUCCUGCGGCAGAGUGACGUGCCCGAGGUGCCACUCUACCGCUCGGCGGAGCUGCAUAUGGAGGCAGCGGCUCUGGUGCAAGCGGGGCAGGCGAACUUGGAGGAUUACUUGCCAGGCGAGUCCACAGCCUGA